AGAAGUUAAUUGCGGGGGAAAGUUCAAUAUCUAUUGCUGCCUGCUUCCUCGCACCUCAUAUAACUGCAGUCAGUGGGCAAGAGAUACAUCACUGGUAGUUUAGUUUCUGCAUAUCCUCACAACCUGGCUGCAAGUCCUUACAUUACUGACUUCAACUGACUAUGGACAUGGAAGAGGCUCUCAACAGCACCAUCCAUCCGAGCUGUUUAGAAGAACCUCCGCUGGCUAUCGAUGUCAUAAAGCAGCUGGAUGUCUUUGGUGUGGCUCUGUACUCCAUGCUGACCCUCAUGUCUACGCUGUCCCUGCUGCUCUACCUGGAGGAGUGUGUGUUUAUCUAUAGAAAAGUCCCGUCUCCUAAGAAGACAACUAUUAUGUGGGUCAAUGGUGCUGCACCGGUCAUUGCCACCAUGGCUUGUUUUGGGAUGUGGAUACCAAGGGCUACCAUGUUUACAGAUAUGACGUCCAAUUCGUACUUUGCAGUGGUGGUGUAUAAGAUCUUGGUUCUGAUGAUAGAGGAGAGUGGGGGUAGUGAGGCCUUUCUGAAGAGCAAUGCCCAGAAAACCUUCAAGAUCAGUGUAGGACCCUGCUGCUGCUGCUGUCCCUGCUUGCCACGCGUUCCAGUCACACGGUGCAUGUUAUUCUUGCUGAAGCUGGGGGCUCUUCAGUAUGCUAUCUUAAAGACAGUCCUCUCAAUUGUGUCCAUAAUAUUGUGGACCAACGGCAACUUUGAUCUUUCUGAUCUGGAGAUCACAGGCACGGCUAUUUGGAUCAACCCAUUUAUAGGUGUUCUCACCAUCAUCUCCCUCUGGCCUGUCGCCAUCAUGUUCAUGAACAUAUGCAACACACUGCGCAGCAUCAAGAUCAUACCUAAAUAUGCCAUGUACCAGUUGGUGCUGGUGCUCAGUCAGCUGCAGACGGCCAUCAUUAACAUCCUGGCCUUGGAUGGAACCAUCGCCUGCUCCCCGCCAUUCUCCUCUAGUGCCCGUGGUACCAUGUUGAGUCAGCAGCUAAUGAUCUUGGAAAUGUUCAUCAUUACCCUGGUGACCCGGCCGUUGUACCGCCGUACCUAUGACUCUCUUCCCACCGACCCCCACGAGACCGACAACGACCAGAACAGCAAGAUCAGCCUGCAGGCCCCAGAGGGGGAGCACACUGUCUGAGAGAUUGGGGUGGAGUGAGAGGGAGAGUGGUGUGUGUGUUUGCGUGACUGUGCGUGUGUGCGUUAAAGAAACAGAGAGGGACUCUCUACCAAACAUUUACACUAUUGUUUUACUUGUAUAUUAAUUUUGUUUUGAUGGUGUGAUACUGUAUAUUCUGCUGUUCUAGUUGUUGGUUAGUCUUGUAUGAGAUUAAACUUACUGUAUAUUAAAAGUUUACCUGCAUUAUGCUGAAUAUAAUAUUAGAACAUAUACCUCCAACAACAUGUCUGUCCCAUCCAUAUUUCCUGAAGUUGCCUCAGCUCUCAACACAGCUAUGUGGAGUUUGGUGUGUGAGGGUGUUGGAAAGAGAUGGAGUUUAUAAACAAAAGUGGGUUAAUGGGGGUGUGAAAUAUGUAUUUUGUAUUCAUAUCAAUAAAUAUAGUGAAUUACAACUAGUCUCA
Molecule: messenger RNA, 1600 nt
Organism: Oncorhynchus tshawytscha (Chinook salmon)
Lineage: Eukaryota; Metazoa; Chordata; Actinopteri; Salmoniformes; Salmonidae
Product: organic solute transporter subunit alpha
Exons: 8
Coding region: 162-1160 (332 amino acids)
Biological process (GO): transport
Molecular function (GO): transporter activity
Source: RefSeq, a predicted model, not a curated record